Molecule: messenger RNA, 930 nt
Organism: Budorcas taxicolor (takin)
Lineage: Eukaryota; Metazoa; Chordata; Mammalia; Artiodactyla; Bovidae
Product: olfactory receptor 147-like
Exons: 1
Coding region: 1-930 (309 amino acids)
Biological process (GO): sensory perception of smell; G protein-coupled receptor signaling pathway
Cellular component (GO): membrane
Molecular function (GO): odorant binding; G protein-coupled receptor activity; olfactory receptor activity
Source: RefSeq, a predicted model, not a curated record
AUGGCUCCAGGAAAUGGCUCUUCCAUGACUCAGUUCAUUUUGUUGGGAUUAACAGACCAACCAGAUCUCCAGCUCCCACUCUUCUUCCUCUUUCUAGUAAUGUAUAUGGUCACUGUUAUGGGAAAUUUGGGUUUAUUAUUCCUUAUUGGGCUAAGUUCACACCUAUAUACACCCAUGUACUUUUUCCUCUUUAACUUGUCCUUCGUAGAUCUGUGUUACUCUUCUGUGUUUACACCCAAAAUGCUGAUUAACUUCAUAUCAAAGAAGAAUAUAAUUUCUUACAUGGGGUGCAUGACCCAGCUCUAUUUUCUCAGUUUUUUUGUCAUUUCUGAAUGCUAUGUGCUGACCUCAAUGGCCUAUGAUCGCUAUGUGGCCAUCUGUAACCCACUUUUGUAUAAUGUUGCCAUGACCCCCAAAGUGUGUUCCAGCCUUAUGCUUGGUUCAUACUUCAUGGCAUUUGCUGGUGCCAUGGGUCUCACUGAAUGCAUGCUGAGACUGACCUUCUGUGAGGCAAACACCAUCAACCAUUAUAUGUGUGAUAUCAUGCCUCUACUCAAGCUCUCCUGCACAAGCACCUAUGUCAAUGAGCUGGUAGAUUCCAUUAUAGCAGGAUUCAAUGUCAUUGUGCCCAGUAUCACCAUCUUUGUCUCUUAUGUUUUCAUCCUCUCCAACAUCCUUCAAAUCAGCUCCAAAGAGGGCAGAUCCAAAGCCUUUGGCACCUGCAGUUCCCAUGUCAUUGCUGUUUCUCUCUUCUUUGGAUCAAUUUCAUUUGUGUAUCUCAAACCAUCUUCUGCUGUGUCUAUGGAUGAAGGAAAAAUCUCUUCUGUUUUUUACACCAAUACGGUUCCUUUGCUGAACCCCUUAAUCUACAGUUUGAGGAACAAAGAUGUUAAACUUGCUCUGAGAAAAACCCUGCCUAGAUGGUUUUGA